AUGGUCCACUCUGAGGAACACGAAGUGGAAGACUGUGGGCUGAUGACUUGGCCUCUUGCAAUUCUUCAUCGCCGCGUGCGUGGGUAUGGGAAACAUUGUCCGGGCGCAGACAGCAGUCGAUCUUCUGCACGGCGUGUCAAAGACAUCGAUGAGUUUGAUGGCCACCAGCUCACCAAAAGGUUUGGCAUCAAGCAAUGUGUUGCCCAGGAGGAGGCGAAAAAGCUGCCGAUGAGUUACGAUGCGGAGAUGGAGAAGACGAGAGCGCUGGACAGAGGGGCGGCGGUGAAAAAGAUCUGGUGCCGGAGAUGCAUGCCUCAGCAAACGAGCGAGUUCUUCUGUAGUGACUGUGAGCAGAAGUUACACAGGGCCAAGUUCGCCCAAGCCCAAUUAUCGAAACAUAAGUCGGAUGAAGACAGGUUGUGCAAGGAUUGUGCGGACUUGACGAUGCGGAAGGUGGAGGCUGUGCGCGUUGGAGAGGAGUAUGAAGCAGAUGAGAUUGAGAACACGUUGAAGGCCAGACGGGUGGCCAAGGACACUGUUUGUUUGGAUGUUGGUCCAGCGGAGGGUGCUGGGGCCGGAGAUCAGUGGGAAGAGGAGAGUGGCGCCGGCGCGGAUCGGCUGGGAGGCUGGCCCGCCUCGGGAGUAUUUAAGCCCCAGCCAGCCACGCCCACACCCCAUCCACCCAGAACCAGGCAGGCCACGACAGACCCCAUCCAACGACAACGACCAACGACGCAGAGCGCCAUGCUGCCCGCCGGCGUCCAGACCAUCCGCUUCAGGAAGCCGACCAACGACUCCGCAGCCUCCAAGGCCGCCGAGAGCAGCGAGAAGCUCAAGGCCGCCAAACACGUCGUGGUCAAGGACACGCUGAUUGCCGAGCAGAUCAACAGGAAUCGGCCGCCAUGGGUGCCCAAGCUCUCCGUCGCCUUCCGCAUCCUCGUCCUGGUCCGCUUCUGUGCAGCCAUGUACAGCUCGAUCAGCGACUGUGACGAGACUUUCAACUUCUGGGAACCGACCCAUUAUCUGGUCCAUGGCAAGGGCUUCCAAACCUGGGAAUACUCGCCCGACUAUGCCAUCCGCUCCUGGUUCUUUGUCUUGCUCCACUCCUUCCCGGCAUGGCUAGCCAGCAAAGCCUUCCCGCUAGACAAGAGACCUGGCUUUUUCGCAAUCAGGGCCAUGCUGGCCUUCCUCUCCUCUUACACCGAAGCCAAACUGUACCGUGCGAUCGCCGAUCACAUCAACCCGCGUGCUGCGCGUUACUACUUGAGCAUGUCUCUGUUCAGUGCCGCGAUGUGGAGUGCCAGCUCAGCCUAUCUGCCUUCGGCCUUUGCAAUGCAAGCGAUCAGCUUGGCCUUCUCGUACGUGCUUGAGCCCGUGUCCUCGAAAUCGGCCAGCGGACGCCGGACCUUCUUCGCCUGUCUGUUCUUUGUCAUCGCCACUGUAGCCGGAUGGCCCUUCGUGGGUGUCUUGGCCCUGCCCUUUGCGUUCGAGGAGCUCAGCCUGUGCGGGGAUGAUGAGGUCAUGCCGGCCUCCCGACCGGGGUGGGCAGCCUCUCGCUUCAACCGACUCUUCGUCUGCGGCCUCGCCAGCCUCGUGCUCGUCUCCGUCCCACUGGUCUUUGUCGACUGGCUCGCAUACGGCAAGCUCCUCUUCGUCCCGCUCAACAUCGUCCUCUACAACGUCUUCCCUCACAAGUUUGGCUCCGGCGUCGGCGGAGGCGGGCCGGAGCUCUAUGGGACCGAGCCGAGCCAUUUCUAUCUGCUCAACUUGCUCCUCAACUUCAACAUCGUCUUCAUCCUCGCCCUGCUCUCCAUCCCCCUCGUCUUGUUCACCAGUCGGUUCUCGAAGAGCAGAGGCGUCCGCCUCGGCCAGAAACUUCGGCUUGCUAACCAGACUCCAUCUGCCCACUUGUUGAUCGUCCGUCUGCUGCCCGUAUACGCUUGGAUCGCGCUCAUGUCCCAACAGCCUCACAAGGAGGAACGAUUCAUGCAACCCAUCUACACCCUCAUCUCCUUCAAUGCAGCCGUCUCUCUCUCAUUGAUCCGCGGCUGGAUGGAAGAUAUCUUUGUCAAGAUCACUUCAUCUCCCUACAGAGCGGGCCAGACGAGCAUCUUUUCUACGGUUACACGGACAGUAAUCAUGACGAGCUCCUGCAUCGCGAUAGCGCGGAUCCUUGCUUUGCAAAACUACUACCAUGCGCCCCUUGACCUAAUGUUCCACUUCCAAUACAACGAGCUCCCAGUACGAGCGAUCCAAACGUACCCAGCAGAGUACGCCUACCUGGGCCUGAACACGACCAAGCCGAUCCUAGAGGCGAUCGAGCAUGCCGAAUACACGGUCGAUCUGGGCCCGUUGGCCCGGGAGAAGCUCACGCUCUGUCUCGGCGAGAGCUGGUUCCGCUUCCCCACCCAGUUCCUCGUCCCCGACCCUAUCAACGUCCAGUUCGUCAAGGGCCCCUUCGAAGGCAUCCUCCCCGCCAAGUUCAUCUCCUCCCCGAAGAAGGACCAGUUCGAUGGCCCCACCACUCGUCCCUCUAACUCAACCCCCUCCCAUCCUUUCAGCGAGUGGCUGUGGAGACGCAAGGGCACCCGAACCAAUGGCGGCAAGUUCAACACCCAAAACAAGGAGGAGAUCGACCGCUACGUGGACCCCGAGACCCAAUGCUCCUACGCGAUCGGGCUGAACUACCCGCACCGAAGCGCCGGCUGGCGCGGCAACGAGUUCGAGGACGGGGCGCUCUGGGAGCCCCGGAAGUGCGUGAAGAUGCUCGACGGCCAGCAGACCCCGACGCUCUUCCGGACCCUCUGGCUGCCGCUCUCCUGGUGGACCGACGCCCACGUCGGCGAGCGGAAGGGCAAACUCAGCUUCGCGGAACUCUGUCUCUACAAACGCACUGCUUGA
Messenger RNA from Puccinia triticina, 2901 nucleotides. RefSeq lists its product as uncharacterized. The transcript has 14 exons. Gene Ontology annotation, cellular component: endoplasmic reticulum membrane. Lineage: Eukaryota; Fungi; Basidiomycota; Pucciniomycetes; Pucciniales; Pucciniaceae. Gene Ontology annotation, molecular function: alpha-1,2-mannosyltransferase activity. The record is from RefSeq and is a predicted model, not a curated record. Bases 1 to 2901 code for a protein of 966 amino acids. Gene Ontology annotation, biological process: protein N-linked glycosylation.